Phragmites australis (common reed) is the source of this 1056-nucleotide messenger RNA. RefSeq lists its product as uncharacterized. Lineage: Eukaryota; Viridiplantae; Streptophyta; Magnoliopsida; Poales; Poaceae. The coding region runs from base 459 to 692 and encodes 77 amino acids. The transcript has 2 exons. The record is from RefSeq and is a predicted model, not a curated record.
ACAAUAUUUACAUGUAAAUUACUGCUCACCCCAAUAAUGUUUGUGAAAACUGCUUAUCCUCUGAACAAUCUUCUGAACAGUGUUCAGAGGAUCCAUUUCCCGACAACAGGUAGCCGCCCACGCCCGCUUCCACGAAUCACCCGAGCCAGCGCGAACCGGCCCGCUGCUGGCUCGGCACCAAAAGCACCGCGUCGUCAAAGCGCGGCCGCACAACGGCACCAGCCACCACGCCUAACCCACUUUGUCCCAGCGCCGCGGCGACGGCCAACCCACCACCGCACCGCGUCGCGCGAGCCCGACCAGAUCGGCAACCGAGGCCUAGAGCGGACGAGUUCCCCCGCCACCGCGCGCGCCCUCCCGCCCACACACCCGCGGAGAGAUCGCCGCCGCGGCCUCGUCCGUCCGCGUCUCGUUUGAGGGCAUCGUCUCGCCGGGGCGCAGGGCGCAGCCGCGCGGGGAUGCGGCGGUCGUCGAGCGGGGCGCGCGUGUCGGAGGGCGGCGACGACCACCACCACAGCCCGGAGGCGCUGCCGACGUACGACCCGCAGUCGGCGGCGGGGCGGCGGGAGGCAGCGCGGGCGCGGGCGCUGGGGCGCACCGUGCACUGCAUCCCGGUGGUGGUGCUCCUCUGCGCCCUCCUCCUCUGGCUCUCCGCCUCCACCUCCUCCUCCGGCCACACCCACCUCGAUUGAGAAUCAGUGGGCAUCUUAAGUUGACCUGACGCCUGACAGCUGUAAUCUUGUUCCCCUAAUACAAGUGAAGUAGAGUUCUGAGUUCCGAAAAGAAAACUAAAAAAAAGUGUAGAUCAGUCAUGAUGAAGUAAUACACAGAUAUGUUAAGUCCAUGUUUUUGGAUACAUAGAAACAAGUCCAUAUUUGAGUUGAGAUGAUUUGGCAUAGAAACAAGCUCAUCUACGAGCAAUUUUUUGAUACAUCUUAUAAGUCCAUAUUUGAGUUGCGAUGAUUUGGCUCACUGUUACAAAUUGUAUACAAAUGGGGUAUGUAUUCUUUCCCAACACUAUGCAUAUAAUACAUGUUCUAAUGUUCUUUUUGUACA